AUGGUGCAACCGAGCGAUUCAAAAUCUGCUGAGCCUGAAGCAAAGGCAACGCCCGAGGCAAUGGCCAAGACGUCGUCCGCCUCAGGCGCGGCAGACAAAGACACAGUUAUUGAGGCCAUGCCCUACGGGACUCGCUCCCGCAACAGGACGGCCAACUCUCGUCCCAACUAUGCCGAGGACAAAGACAUGGACAUGGACAUGUAUGAUUACUACCCUGACAAAAAAGACAGCGACGCCGCCAAGAAGCCCUCGCGGCAGACCAACGGCGUCAGCAACGGCGAGACGUCUCGCGGCAACGGCAGCUCACGCAAAAAUGCUGUUGCCGCGGCCGACGACUCCAAGGCCACCCCCAGCCAGAAUGGCAGCCAGGAUGCGAAAUCCGGCGGAACGAUUCACGCCUCACAGGCGACGUCGGGAACUGCCACUUCGCAGCCUUCGCGGAAACGCAAGGCGGCAGCUAACCAAAACGGCGGCGCGGCAGCGGCAGCAUCAACCGCAACAUCGGCUGCAGCAACGCCGCCGGCGUCGACGAUCGCGGCGUCAAAAAAGAACGCCUUGGCCGCGCAGGCCCAGCUCCAGGGCAUGACAUGGCCUGAAUCCAACAUGCUCACAUUCGAGACGUGCAAAGGCCUGCCGGACAAUGGUCGAAUGGUGGCCGACGAUGGCACGGUGCUCGAGGCGAAUGAUCACGUCUAUCUCGUGUGCGAGCCGCCGGGAGAGCCCUACUACCUGGGCCGCAUCAUGGAGUUCAUGCACACCAACAACGACGCCUCGCGGCCGGUGGACGCGGUGCGCAUCAAUUGGUUCUAUCGCCCCAAGGACAUUGGGCGCAAGGCCAGCGACACGCGAAUGGUCUUUGCCAGCAUGCACUCGGACAUCAGCCCCCUGACGGCCCUGCGCGGCAAGUGCACGAUCAGACACCGGCUGGAGAUCAAGAGCAUGAACGACUACCGUCGCACGCCCGACAGCUUCUGGUACGAGAAGCUGUACGACAGGUACAUCCAGAAGAACUACGAUCUGAUUCCCACCCGCCUCAUAGUCAACGUGCCCGAAAAGGUCAAGAAGGUGCUGGACGAGCGCUGGCAGUACGUGCUAGUCGAGCAGGGGCGUGGCAAGGAGCUGACUAGCGCCGUUAAGCUCUGCAAGAGAUGCAGCGGCUAUUGCGCAAGGUACGUACCGUCGACACGACCCUACAAGGCGCUCCAUCAGGCCUAG
Trichoderma gamsii is the source of this 1215-nucleotide messenger RNA. RefSeq lists its product as hypothetical. Gene Ontology annotation, molecular function: ubiquitin-protein transferase activity; chromatin binding. Bases 1 to 1215 code for a protein of 404 amino acids. Gene Ontology annotation, cellular component: Lid2 complex. The transcript is spliced from 3 exons. NCBI's taxonomy places the organism in Eukaryota, Fungi, Ascomycota, Sordariomycetes, Hypocreales, Hypocreaceae. The record is from RefSeq and is a predicted model, not a curated record. Gene Ontology annotation, biological process: histone catabolic process.